AUGACGCCAGCUUCGGGGGCCGAUAGGUCUCGCAUGUCUUCUUUAUGGCGCCUGCAGCUGCCACGGUCGAAGCAGGUCUCUGAACUAUCCCCCGACUCGAUAUUCACACCUUUCUCACUCGACCCUGACACAUUGGGCGAUCUCGUGCAGUCUAGGGAUGUGCAAAAGUUGCAUGGUCUCGGUGGUGUAAGGGGCCUCGAAACGCAACUACGAACCGAUCUACAGUCCGGCUUGAGCUUGGAUGAGACAUACAUUGAUGCUGCCGCUGUUUCUACCAAUGCGACAUCCACGGACAAAGUGACUGUCCCUGAGCGCUGUCUCACCACAGAGUCCCAGCAUGAUAGAUAUGUCGAUAGGAGGAAGUGUUUUGGUGAUAAUCGCCUCCCGACAAAACCACCUCCGAGCUUUCUGUCGUUGAUGUGGGCGGCUUACAAUGACCACGUCUUGUUUCUCCUGACUGGUGCUGCUAUCAUAUCACUUGCACUGGGCCUGUACCAGACAUUCGGUACCAAACACUCAGCCAGCAAUCCUCCCGUGGAAUGGGUUGAAGGUGUAUCGAUUCUCGUCGCUAUUGUUGUUAUUACUGUAGUCGGUGCGGCGAAUGACUAUCAAAAAGAGUACAAGUUUCGGAAACUCAAUAAGAAGCAACAAGAUCGCAAUGUCUGGGUUCUUCGCUCUGCGCGAACUCACGAGGUUCCUAUAUCUGAGAUUCUUGUUGGUGAUAUUGUCCAUAUCAGUCCAGGGGAUAUUGUCCCGGCAGAUGGAGUGUUGAUCAGGGGUCACCAGGUUAAAUGUGAUGAGUCGUCUGCGACGGGAGAGUCGGACCCAGUGGAUAAGAACGCGGUUGAGACCGGUUUGAGUCCUGGUGAAGGAUCCAAACUCGAUCCAUUUAUUCUGUCACAUACCAAAGUUGUGGAGGGCGUGGGUGUCUUCCUUGUUGUGGCAACUGGCACGCGGUCAAGCUAUGGACGGAUAUUACUCUCUCUGGACACUGAGCCCGGCUUCACUCCUCUUCAAGUCAGACUUAGCAGGCUGGCAAAAAAUAUUGCCAACUUCGGUGGUAUUGCUGCGCUCGUGUUGUUUAUCAUUCUCUUUAUCAAGUUCCUGGUUUCUCUACGCCAUAGCACGGAGACUCCGUCCGAGAAAGGCCAGUCAUUCUUGAACGUGUUCAUUCUCGCCUUGACAGUGGUGGUAAUCGCUGUCCCGGAGGGACUGCCACUAGCUGUCACCCUUGCACUGUCCUUUGCCACGACUCGAAUGAUGAGAGACAACAAUCUAGUUCGUCAACUCCGGGCUUGUGAGACCAUGGGUCAAGCCACAGACAUUUGCUCUGACAAAACAGGCACCUUGACAGAAAAUAAAAUGACCGUUGUCUCCGGCUUUUUUGGUGUCGCCUCGCAAUUCACCGAUAGAACAUCUAGUCCUGAUAUCCUCGGUGACGAAAAGAAAACGUCCAUAGCAAUAUGCAUGGGCGGCAUUUCAAAUCAAACAAUUGUUUUGUUGAGACAAUCCAUUGCAAUCAACUCAUCCGCCAUUGAAAGUCAAGAAGGUGCAGGUAGAGAGUUCUUAGGCUCUCAGACUGAGGCAGCCUUGCUGCGAUUCUCUCAAGAUUAUCUUGGACUGGGUCACCUUGAUCAUGACCGUGCUAGUGCUGGAAUUCUCGACCUCCUUCCUUUCGAUGCGUCUCGCAAAUACAUGGUGACAAUUGUCAAGCUACCAAGUGGCUCCUACCGGGCAUAUAUUAAGGGAGCUCCUGAGAUUCUCCUGAAGAAAUGUGCUUCUAUGAUUAGAGAACCAAUUCAAGAACUCCAUGUGUCCCCUAUUACAGAAACUGACAGCCAUCAAGUCAGUGAGAUAAUCGCGCGGUACGCUUCGCAAUCCUUGCGCACUAUUUCAAUUUGCUUCCGUGACCUUGAUCAGUUGCCUCUCCAGAAUGGCGAAGAAGGUAUCGACUUUGACGAAAUCAUGCAAGGCCUCACACUUCAAGGAAUUCUUGGUCUAAAGGAUCCUUUGCGAGUUGAUGCAUGGGAUGCUGUGCAGACAAGCCACAAAGCAGGUCUAACUGUUCGAAUGGUUACCGGAGACAAUCAUCUUACAGCAAGGGCCAUUGCUGAGGAAUGUGGAAUUAUCAGAGGUCCAGAUGAUGUCGUUAUGGAAGGUGAUGAAUUCAGAGCCCUCAAUGAUGUUCAGCGGAAAGCAUUAGUUCCCCGAUUGAAGGUCCUGGCACGAUCUCGUCCAGAGGAUAAGCGGGUACUGGUUCAACGACUCAAAGCCCUCGGCAGGGUCGUCGCUGUCACUGGAGAUGGCACCAACGAUGCUCCCGCUCUUGCAGCUGCUGAUAUUGGUUUUUCAAUGGGAAUUUCCGGUACGGAAAUUGCUCGUGAAGCAUCUUCAAUCGUUUUGUUAGAUGAUACCUUCUCUUCUAUUGUAAAAGCUAUCAUGUGGGGAAGAGCUGUGAGCGAUGCAGUGAAGAAAUUCUUGCAGUUCCAAAUCACCAUCACAUUUACUUCAGUCGGACUAGCAUUUGUCUCUGCGGUAGCGGACUCAUCAGAGGAAUCCGUCCUAACCCCAGUACAAUUGAUGUGGGUGAAUCUGUUCCAAGACACGCUGGCAGCCCUGGCCCUGGCAACGGAUCCCCCUCCCCGCAGGAUUCUUGAUCGAAAGCCUGAACCCACAUCGACACCACUUAUCACACCCAUCAUGUGGAAGAUGAUCAUCGGCCAGUCUAUCUACCAAAUGGUCGUAACCCUUGUCUUAUACUUCGCCGGUGCUGCCAUCUUCUCCUAUCAUGGCGAACAUCAAACAUCACAGCUGCAGACUGCUGUUUUCAAUACUUAUGUCUGGAUGCAAAUAUUCAACAUGUACAACAAUCGCCAAAUCGAAAAAUCAUUCAACUUAAUUGAAGGAGUCCACCGCAAUUGGCUCUUCAUAGCCAUCACAAGUGUGAUGAUGGGCGCUCAAAUCUUGAUUAUGUUCGUUGGUGGCCGGGCGUUCUCGAUAACGAGAUUGACCGGUGAUCAAUGGGCUUACUCCUUGGUCCUUGGCUUCCUCUCUAUCCCUGUUGGCUUUGCUCUGCAAGCUGUUCCCACAGUUAUCAUUGAGAAACCGAUGUCUUGGAUGGGAAGGUUGUGGGAUAAGACCUAUCGUCGGUAG
Messenger RNA from Penicillium nucicola, 3153 nucleotides. RefSeq lists its product as uncharacterized. Gene Ontology annotation, cellular component: intracellular membrane-bounded organelle; membrane. Lineage: Eukaryota; Fungi; Ascomycota; Eurotiomycetes; Eurotiales; Aspergillaceae. The record is from RefSeq and is a predicted model, not a curated record. The transcript is spliced from 4 exons. Gene Ontology annotation, molecular function: ATP hydrolysis activity; ATP binding; P-type calcium transporter activity. Gene Ontology annotation, biological process: calcium ion transmembrane transport; intracellular calcium ion homeostasis. Bases 1 to 3153 code for a protein of 1050 amino acids.